Messenger RNA from Rhizophagus irregularis DAOM 181602=DAOM 197198, 600 nucleotides. The record is from RefSeq and is a predicted model, not a curated record. Lineage: Eukaryota; Fungi; Glomeromycota; Glomeromycetes; Glomerales; Glomeraceae.
AUGACUGAGUUUUAUUUAAACGACUUCAAAGGAAUUCUCAGUAGCGAGUUCAAAGAGUUAAAAGGUGUUAGACUGCAUAAUAUUAUAUUUUGGGGCAAUGACAACAUACCUAUUCGACCAGGAACUGAAUUCCAAAGCUUAGCUGAAGAAACAACUGAUGAAAAUCGCUCCAAGUACUUAUUUAAGGUGACAUCAAUAUAUGGGCAAAAGUACGGCAAACGCGAAAUACCAUAUACAAGUGGUUCUUUUGAUCAGUUGGAAGCUCUUGCUAGAGAAUUUUUUGGAGAUUUAGAGGAAGGAACGUUUAUUUUCGACUGGAAUCUUAAAGCUGUGUUUAAGGAUAUACUAAGACGACAGACUUAUGGAUCACUUGCUAAUAUGCAAAAAUUUUACAUGAAAGAAUAUGCCCCACUAGAUCCACCAUUUACUGGGGAGGAAUGUGGAAAAACAGUUGAGUGGGACUAUGGGAGUCAUGGGUAUGGUCCCAUAGAUUAUUGGGUAAUAUUUGUUGAUAUUUUGUUACUGUUAUGUGAAGCAAAGUCGCAAGAUAUGGACCAAGGUGUUGCUCAGGUUAUCCGUUCAGAUGUGGAGUGCAAUUGA